Molecule: messenger RNA, 1444 nt
Organism: Penaeus vannamei (Pacific white shrimp)
Lineage: Eukaryota; Metazoa; Arthropoda; Malacostraca; Decapoda; Penaeidae
Product: nicotinamide riboside kinase 2
Cellular component (GO): cytoplasm; nucleolus
Molecular function (GO): enzyme binding; ribosylnicotinamide kinase activity
Source: RefSeq, a predicted model, not a curated record
CGAGGGUCCGGGUCCCCCUGAGCCGCACGAGGAGCCAGCAUGGAGGAGCCGCAGCGAGGACCGAGAAGCCACCGCCGCUCGCUCAGGCUUUAACUCGAGGUCCCUGGAGGUGCUAGGCAGACGGGGGAGGCGACCAGAUCGAUCAGUGACGACGGCGAACAGAGAGCUCUUCCUCUGAGAUGUCCUGGGCACUUGUCAACAGGGGCUUGGAGCUGUUUGACUGUGAUUUGCCAGAAAGUAGCAGUCAGCACAAAGAAUCUGGUAGUAAUACCAAGGCUUCCAGUAUCCACACUCAACGUCACGGGUAUAAAAGGGCAGCAAAGCAGAAAAAACGAGCCCAGCAGAAACAGAAGGAGGCCAGUAAGGAGCUGAUUCAGAAGAAGGUUGCAUGUGUACUUGAGGAAUACAAGAAAAAUGUUCAAACUGAUCAGACGGCUGACAAUCUCAAGUUGCUGAAGAAAAUAGAUAAACGUAGAGCACCAGAGAAGUAUACGAACCAGGUCAAGCAACAGCAUAGUAAAGAGCUCGACAGGAAAACUGUAAAUCGAGACUCUCUGCCAGGAAAGAAAACUACAGAAGAGAAAUCUGUAUUUACUGAGGAAGAUUUUGAAAAAUUGAAUGAAGAGUGGCUGCGUCUCUACUAACAAACGGUACUACAAGUUUCAUCCGGUUCUCUGCCAGCAAUGAAUGGGAUGUCCAGUUCAGUGUUGCAUGCACCCUCAAAGCUGUACUUUUUUAGGAUAUUGAAUAGUAAGUAAUGGUAAAUUUACUUGUUGUUUUACCCCGACUCCCAGGUUUGUCUUGGAAUCCAUUGGAGAUUCUUAAAGCUUAGCAGUCUGUAAGUAGUUUGACCUAGGAAUUUUCAGGAGUAGUGCACAAAGAAUUACUAGUCUGUGUUCUCUUUUCUUUUCUUUUCUUUGAGUAUGUAUACUUGAAUUAUUAUUAUUUCCUGAUAGUAUGAACCUUUUCAUUUAUUAAGGAAUAUGAAAUUUGACUUAGAUUUUUAAAAGUUUUGUGCCUAACUUGUAAAACAAUUUCUUGGCUUUCACAUCUGUAAAAGAUACAAUAUGGCUCUGAAUGAAAAACUAACUGGCAAAAUAGUUUUGCGUGUGUUUGUCAGUUCACUUGUAGUGGUGACAGUUUGGCACUUACUCUACGGAUCAGAGUAUGAUUUUUUCCAUUUAGUUCCAUCCCCCAUGUAUGGGUUUGUCAUCAUCAGGUACCUAUUCCUCUUUCUUUCUCUUGUGAUCCUUUGCUUCAUGAUUUAUGCUUGUGUUAAUUCCAAUUCCAAUUCCAAUUUUCAGGAUCGGAACCAUUGACGGGAUAGUGAGACAAAUGUUGAUGCAAAUGUGAAGCUAUAACCACCUUUAGUGUGAAUCCAGCUGAAAUUGCCCCAAACUUGUGGUCUUUUUAGUAACUACCUUAAACCUGUGAUUUCAGAAAA